AUGUCAUCACGCUAUGAUGCUCUCCAUGCUGGCGAUGAACCGAACUAUUCUUUACAACUACAGGAAGACCGGGAUGUCAGCGUGGCAAGCGAGGAUUGGAUUAACUCUUCACAACGACACACAGGCCAGAAUGUUCGCGCGAUGAGCGAGGAUUCGACCAUUUCUACCCAGAUACACGAGGACCAAAGUAACACUGCGGCGAGCGAGAGUUGGAUCAAUACUGCACAGCAGCAAAAAAUUGAAGAUACCCAAGCGUCUAUAGUCUCUUACCACAAGGCUGAAAUGUCUCUACAGCGACCCAUGACAAUCUUCCGUAGAGUCGGCAAGCUACCUUGCACCCUACUGCUUCUUAGCGUCUUUGGAACUGCGGCAUUCGUUAUCUACAUUACCUUUCUCUGGUUCAGAGCAAGUGGAAAACAGACCUGGAAAAAUAUCGCUCCUUCUGGCUGGAUGACGAGAUCUUUCGCCAUUGCCGCUGCUGUGCUUCGAACAUCAACCAAUAUACAAGCUGGCCUUGGAUCAUCCAUGCUUGCCGCUAUUGCGCUUGAGAGCACUGCCGGAGUCGCCCUACAAGAUUCAGUCCCGUUGUCUUUGAUGCGAGCGGCGUCAGCUGCACCAUAUGCAUUAUUAGCACACCACAGGGUCGGGCGCAACGGGCUGAACUGGUUACUUCUUUUAUUGGCGGCCAUUAUAUCGAUUACCACGAUUUCCCUUCAAUUUACAUCAACAAUCCUGCUAGCCGACGUGAACGCAGGCUUUCUUCCAAGGGGGAGUCUGACGGCCAACUGGCAAAGUGUUCCGCGCCCAUGGCCUGUAUUCGCAGAAUACAUAGAAAACAACUCAGCUGAUGGUUCACUGGGCUAUUCAGACACAGGUUCCACGAUGAGGGCUCUUUUACCAUUUAGCAAUACUCAGUCUCGAUCUCCCAUUCACAUCUACGAAGGUCCAGCCUCCGUCAUCGAUGCGCGCACGAUUUGCGUUAGACCAAAAAUUACGGAUACUCAUCUGACACACGUCGACUUCGAGCCAGUCAUACUUCAUGGCAAUAUUUCCGUCCCAAUCGAUCUUCUAUCAACCCUCUGGAACGAAACUCCUUUUAAGAGCUUCGGGCCAAUGGAGUUUGCGUGUGAGCCGUCAAACAACUUUGGGGACAGCUACUUCCGAUACCCUCUUGGUAAUCGCACAUCAGCCUGGGAUCUUAGCAUUUGCGAUUUAGGACAGUCAAAUGUGUUCCUUACGAGUUCCUUCAAGCGGACCGAACCCGCGCUAUCUACCCCCUCCCUCUUGAUGGAUUAUACAGCCGAUAGCAGAGCAAAGCGUCCGACCAACUGGACAGGCCCCUCCACUAAAUUUGCAAACUUUGAUGAAACGACCCCGGGGCUACGUUAUCAUGAUAGGAACAAAUGGCUCGAUUUCAAAGAAGACCCUCAGACUUCAAACUGGUCGUAUGUAAGCUACUUUGGAGAUACGAAGCUAGGCUAUAGUCUCUGUUUUCCAGAGUUCCAAGCCUAUGUUCUCAACAUAUCAGUGAGUUCUCGGGCGCCUCUGGAAGAGCCAAUGUACUUCUAUGACACAGAGCGAAGUCAAUUCCGCUAUGAUCAUAUACGAAAGCAGCUAGUUCCAUCAUCGAAACUUUCUCUGGAAGAGUGA
Bipolaris sorokiniana ND90Pr is the source of this 1650-nucleotide messenger RNA. RefSeq lists its product as uncharacterized. NCBI's taxonomy places the organism in Eukaryota, Fungi, Ascomycota, Dothideomycetes, Pleosporales, Pleosporaceae. The record is from RefSeq and is a predicted model, not a curated record. Bases 1 to 1650 code for a protein of 549 amino acids. The transcript is spliced from 3 exons.